UUGAUCUCUAUGCUCUUGGAUGGUUUGGAGGUGUUCUUGGAUGUACGUGUGAUGUCUUGGGACUCUAGCAAUCUUCAAAUGGCCGGGAGAGCACAUAUAUAUAGGCCACCAAGUCUUAUAGCCGUUGCACCAACGGUAAGCAGAAAACAACAAACCACCGGUUGAACCGAUGCCUCUACAUUGGGUAGCGGUUCAACCGGUCACUCACAAGCAACUGGACUAGCCGUUGGACUUUCUGACAUGCUGCAGAACCAUCAGUUUAACCGAUGAUUGGGCGUCGAUUAAACCGGUCACUCACAGUCUCUGGACUAGCCGUUGGACCUCUCUCUUCUGUUGACGUCAUUGUACUGAUGGAAUGCUCCGACGCACUACCGGUUCAACCGGUGCUGAAGACUUGGCUUCUACGCGCUUGAUAUCAUCUCUGGAACAUAGUACGUUGAAUGCACCGAUGCCUAUCAUGAAGCCAUCGGUUCAACCGGUGCUUCACUUGAUCUUCCCUUGAUCUCCAUUUGGCGCUCAGACUUGUACCAAAGCGAGGGCGUCGGAUCUUCCGACAACCAUCGGAUGCACCGAUGCUACUGGUUUCUGCAGAACUCGUCCAAUUCAGCGUUUCUUUGAGUUCUUUCUUCGUGUUUUGCUUUGUAUGGCCUUUUUACUUCAUCCCUGGGAUCUAGAAAUGUUCACUCAACAAACCAUUAGUCCCAUUGAUUGCGUUGUCAUACGAUCACCAAAGUCACUCGAAAUGGCAUAAAUGGUGCCAUGUUUGUUACACACUGUCAUCAGCACGUCCCCGAGCAAGUGCCAGGAGGCCGUCGAGCACCUCGGCGCCGACGGGUUCUUGGUCAGCCGGGACCCCGAGCAGAUGAAGGUCUGGUCCUCCUGGACACGGUCCCUGCCGAUCGGUACCUCUCAGUAGCUCACACGGGGACCUCCUGAUCUGUACGAGCAGGCGGCGACGGGCACGAUGGACGGCAUCAUCGACACGGUGUUGGCGUGGCACCCGAUCGCGCCGCUGCUGGCGUUGCUGAAGCCGCUGGGGCAGAUGGUGGUAGUGGGCGUGCCGAACAAGCCGCUGGAGCUGCCGGUGUACGCCAUCGUGCCCGGCGGGAAGGGCAUGGCUGGGAACAGCGUCGGCGGCAUUGGGGACUGCCAGGCCAUGCUCGAGUUCGCGGGGAAGCACGGCAUCGGCGCGGAGGUGGACGUGAUCAAGAUGGACUACGUCAACAUGGCGAUGGAGCGGCUCGAGAAGAACGAUGUCCGCUACCGCUUUGUCAUCGAUGUCGCCGGCAGCCUCGGCUCCUCCGCCUAGACAUAGCUGCAGAAGGUUGAAUACUUGAAUCAGAGCCCCCAACCAAUGACUAUUGCCGGUUGUUGGUGUGUUCAGGCGCUUAUGGUGGGUUUGUGGCUCUGAUUGUUUGGUGUACAAAUAUGAGAGACAUGGUGUUCUACUCUUUUCUUGAGUACAUGUAAACUGAACAUUACAAGUUACUCUGAUUUGUUGUUUUUUUAA
Molecule: messenger RNA, 1510 nt
Organism: Panicum virgatum (switchgrass)
Lineage: Eukaryota; Viridiplantae; Streptophyta; Magnoliopsida; Poales; Poaceae
Product: probable cinnamyl alcohol dehydrogenase 8B
Exons: 1
Coding region: 965-1309 (114 amino acids)
Biological process (GO): lignin biosynthetic process
Molecular function (GO): cinnamyl-alcohol dehydrogenase activity
Source: RefSeq, a predicted model, not a curated record